Messenger RNA from Alternaria metachromatica, 375 nucleotides. RefSeq lists its product as uncharacterized. Lineage: Eukaryota; Fungi; Ascomycota; Dothideomycetes; Pleosporales; Pleosporaceae. The transcript has a single exon. The record is from RefSeq and is a predicted model, not a curated record. The coding region runs from base 1 to 375 and encodes 124 amino acids.
AUGGCGAAAACAAACCUAAACCGCCGCUUUCUCAUCGAACUCAACGGCCAAUUCGUCAGUACCUUGUCUGAUACCGAGACCGCCAAUCUCGCCGCCAAUCGUGAGGAAAAGUACCCCGUUAACAUGGGAGACCGCGAGCAAGCUGCGGUCUUCACGCUGCAGAAUGGACUGUUGCUUUGUAACAACGACGUGUCUUUACUCGUUCUGGGCCGGUGGAUAGACGAGGAAUCAAGCACGCUUGAGCCUCUGCCUAUGUACUGGGCGAGCCAAUUCGAUAAGGUGCAGUCGGUUCAGUACACGGGGGAGGGUGAGGAUGUUCAGCUUGAGUCUUUUGGUAUGUUGGUUGCGCUGACUGGGCGGCUUCGGGCGAUAUAA